AAUCUCGGUUACAAGAAGCUCCAGGGCUAAAAUCAUUAUGCUGUUGAAAUUCGCCAGCUUUGGUGUUAAAGUAGGCCAUCAAGCCGCAAAGACCACGUUGUUUCGUCCAAGAAAUCGAAUAUUGAUUGUAUAAAAUUUUAUAAGCAUACCUAAAGCUAAUUGAAAGUGUUGUACUUCAGGCAGCCUACUGAAAAAUUUUAGUUUCCACCCACAACAUACAGCAAGGCUUCUAAAAAAAAUGGCCCAUUCUUCCAUCACUUCUGGAUCUAAACAUGAUCCUAAUCAGCUCAUUAAAUCAAAGUCUCCGUAUCUGUUACAACAUGCAUACAAUCCAGUGAACUGGUAUCCUUGGAGUGAAGAAGCCUUAAAAAAGGCAAAGGAGGAAAAUAAAUUAAUAUUCCUCUCAGUUGGUUAUUCAACAUGCCAUUGGUGCCAUGUCAUGGAAAAGGAAUCAUUUGAAAAUGAAGAUAUUGCAGCAGUGAUGAAUGAAAAUUUCAUAAACAUUAAAGUUGACCGAGAAGAAAGACCAGAUGUUGACAAGAUGUACAUGAGUUUUGUUCAGGCCAUUUCGGGACGUGGUGGAUGGCCAAUGAGUGUUUGGAUGACCCCUGAGUUGAAGCCAGUGUAUGGUGGCACAUACUAUCCUCCCGACGAUCGUUAUUAUGGCCAACCUGGUUUCACAACAAUUCUUAAAUCUUUGGAUCAACAGUGGAAAGAAAACCCGCAGAAAUUCAAGAAAUCUGGAGAGAGCAUCAUGGCGGCGUUAGCACAAGCAGCACUUAUUGGCAAGGGAAAUCAAGUGCCGAGUGCCUCUGAAUGUGGAAACCUGUGUUUUAAGCAGUUGCGUCGUAGCUACGAACCCAAAUUGGGUGGUUUUAGUGAAGCUCCAAAAUUCCCGCAACCGGUUAAUAUGAACUUUUUGCUGCGUUGGCAUGUUCUCAACAAAGGAUCUGACGCUGACCUGGCUUUGGACAUGUGCGCCCACACAUUGCACAUGAUGGCCAAAGGAGGAAUCUUUGAUCACGUCUCUCUGGGUUUCGCACGUUACUCGACCGAUGAGAAAUGGCACGUGCCACAUUUCGAAAAGAUGUUAUACGAUCAAGCUCAGUUGGCUUCUGUUUAUACUGACGCCUACCUUCUGACAAAAGACGGAGAUUUUGCCAGAAUCGUCAGUGAUAUCCUUUCUUACGUCAGCAACGAUCUGAGUGAUCCAUCUGGCGGAUUUUAUAGCGCAGAAGAUGCUGAUUCCUAUCCGGAAGCCGGAUCAAAGGAAAAACGUGAAGGAGCCUUCUGCGUGUGGACUCACAAAGAAAUUCAGUCUCUUUUGGGCGCUCAACCCGUUCCUCCUGAAUUCAGCGCGGGUGUCACAGUGUCCGACAUUGUUUGCUAUCACUUUGACAUUCGACCCAACGGCAACGUGGAUCCCUAUCAGGAUCCACAUGAUGAACUCAAGGGCCAAAAUGUCUUGAUUGUCCGCGGAAGCGAAGAGGAAACUGCGGCCAAGUUCGGACUAUCAUUGGACGUUUUCCGGCAAUUGCUGAAGACUGCCUUAUCAACAAUGCGGGAGGCCCGCCAAAGAAGACCACGUCCUCAUCUUGACGAUAAAAUGCUGGCCAGUUGGAACGGUUUGAUGAUCUCCGCCUUCGCCAAAGCGGGUACUGUUCUCAUGGAAGACACUUACGUCGAGAGGGCAGUUAAAGCAGCCGAAUUUGUGCGCCAGCAUCUCUUUGACCAGCAAAGUGGACGCCUCUUUCGAAGCUGCUACCGUGGCGGGGACGGACAAGGCGCAGUCUCUCAAAUUGACGAGCCGAUUGCGGGAUUCCUGGACGAUUACGCCUUUGUCGUUCGCGGAUUGUUGGAUUUGUACACGGCGUGCCAAGAUGAAAAAUGGAUUCAGUGGGCUGACGAGUUGCAACAAAAACAGGACGAUCUUUUCUGGGACGCGUCGCAAGGUGGAUAUUUCACUUCGCCGGCUGGCGACACCAGCAUUCUCAUUCGGCUGAAAGAAGAGCAAGAUGGAGCCGAGCCAUCGGCCAAUUCGAUAGCCGUGGGCAAUCUGGAACGGCUGGCUAUUGCGGUUGAUCGGAGCGACUACCACGAUAAAGCAGAGCAAACCUUAUGUCUAUUCCAAGACCGGCUGGCUAAAAUCCCCCUUUCUUUGCCCGAAAUGGCGUCCGCCUUACUGCUCUACGAGGAAUCACCGACCGAGGUAGUGAUUGUUGGACCCAGGUCGUCGGACCUUGGCCAUCAACUCUAUCGAGAAGCUGUAACGCACCAAAGAUCUUUACUGGGUCAAGUGGUGAUUCGUUUCGAUUCUUGCCGACCACCUCAAGACGGCGCUUCAUUCUUGGCUAGUCGUCGGCCGUCAUUAGUGGCCAUGAAACCGGCCAAAAUGGGAUGCGACGCUGCUGCUUACCUCUGUCGAAAUCGAUCCUGCUCCGCGCCCGUCUAUUCCCCGGAGGAUUUACGACAGUUGCUUAACUCACAAUGACAUUCAUCCUCUUCUUCUUCGUCUUCCCUUUUUUUUUUGCGCUAUGAUAAUGGAAUUGAAUUAUCUUUCCCUGUCCCCAUAAUUUGCAUGAUUUAGAGCAAGUUGAAUGACGUUUGCAUACAUACUAAGCGAACAUUGUUGCUAAUAACGCCAUUUCGUAAAUAAUUUUCAAAUUUACUUUCGUGUAAGUUGAAAUAUUUCCCCCCGCGUUUCUUUGGCUGUUGGCUGAAUGAUAACAACCCAACAACGUAGCCUGACAUGAUUGAAGUAUAGCACUGUAUGAAGCAGUGAAAGGAAAUUGAUCGAUGGCUGCAAUAGGAGCGUCUUUUUCUUUCUUGUCUCUUCCGUUUUUCUUCUUCUUUUAUUCCGUGCUGCCGUUUUUUCUUUCAUCGGGUACGUCCCUUUUCGCCAUAUUACUUAUUCACGGUGCAUUACGCUGCAUCUUUGAAAGGGUGUCAUCAAUAUUUUAUUCUCCUUCCUAUUUUUAAUGAUUCGUGCGCUUGGGCAAAAAAUGGCAUUCACAAAAUUGACCUGAAGAAUUCGAUCGUAGUUUCGAAUCGAGGCACAUUUGUAUUGUAGUCGAGACAGUGCCAAGAGACGGACCUCGCUCCUCUACGUGACUUUUCCGGCUACGUUAUCGAACAACCAUCAGCAGGUGCGUCGGGAGGAGAAACGAUGCGACAGAAACUGUCGCUUUUCAUUUUUGCCGUUGUGUUCAGCCCACACGUCUUGUGUGACUACACUCACCGAUGUCUUCAAUCGAUGGUAAACAGGCGGCCGUAGCAUUUUUUUUUUUUUUUUUUUGCUAUCAAAGGCGAGGAAUAUAAUAAGAAAAAAAAAAAGGAAAAAAAGAAAAACUUUCACCUCCAAUUCCCUGGCCAUCUGAAUCGGGAGUGCGAGGGUGGGGGGAGGGUUGGAGUAAGACAUUUGCUAGUUCCACAUCCAUCGCAGAGUGCCGUGGUUAGACCUCAAAAUGUACGUGAAAAAGAGAAUAUAACAGUCUCUGGGGUUGGCCAGCAAGGCGCGGCGUGUUUUAUCAGUCUGUCGGCUUUUUCGUCUCUCUUUUUUUUGUACCUAAAGUUUCUUUUAUGAUUAAUCCCAACGAAAGAGCUCCGCCAACUACUCGACAUCACGUAAUGAUGACGUCAAAAAAAAAAGGGAAACUAACAAAAGUGUGGUGGGUAGGACCAUUCGAAAUGAGAGAAGAAAGUCUUUUUAAGAGUUUGGGGUUCUUAACACUUUUGUCCCAUUUUGAAAAAGAAAAAAAAACAACUUUUCGAUUGAUGCGCCUCGUUGACGAUUUGCCGAAAUUAUUGGAACUGAACAAUACGUCGCAAAUGUUUAUACCUUACAGCAGAUUUUUUCCUAUUCUUCCCUUUCUUUUUCCAACUAAAAAAAAAAAAAUUUUAGGUGAAUGGAUCGAACGCGCGUAGAUAAAUUUCUCCAUCAUCGUCGAUUUCGUGAGUGUCGACAUAACAUUUCGUGUAAGAGUCACGUUGUAAAAAUCACCUGGAUGACAUGACGCGAUGAUGUCGUCGGCCGCUAGAAAAAUGCCGUUCGCGGUGUCUGGCCAAGAAGAAUAACAGUUUGGAAACGUUCCACAAGUUAAGUCAAUGCCGUGUGAGUGGAGCCUUUGUGUUUUAUUGUCUUUAUAUUUUGUAUCAACAAAAAAAAAAAGGCCAGUGAGAAGAAAGAGGAUAAUAAAGUAAGGAGCCAAACAUUUGAAAUGUUAGCCCGAUACAACAGUUGA
Messenger RNA from Daphnia magna, 4241 nucleotides. RefSeq names its product spermatogenesis-associated protein 20. NCBI's taxonomy places the organism in Eukaryota, Metazoa, Arthropoda, Branchiopoda, Diplostraca, Daphniidae. Gene Ontology annotation, biological process: carbohydrate metabolic process. The transcript has 12 exons. The record is from RefSeq and is a predicted model, not a curated record. The coding region runs from base 239 to 2491 and encodes 750 amino acids.